Messenger RNA from Fundulus heteroclitus (mummichog), 3273 nucleotides. RefSeq names its product interferon regulatory factor 4. Gene Ontology annotation, biological process: immune system process; regulation of transcription by RNA polymerase II. Lineage: Eukaryota; Metazoa; Chordata; Actinopteri; Cyprinodontiformes; Fundulidae. Bases 878 to 2242 code for a protein of 454 amino acids. The transcript is spliced from 9 exons. Gene Ontology annotation, cellular component: nucleus. The record is from RefSeq and is a predicted model, not a curated record. Gene Ontology annotation, molecular function: protein binding; RNA polymerase II cis-regulatory region sequence-specific DNA binding; DNA-binding transcription factor activity, RNA polymerase II-specific.
CAGUUUGUAGAAAAAACGAAGGGUGGUGAGUAUAAAAUUAAUGACAUUUUUUAUUGGAGUUUUGGAAUAAACAUCGGAAAUGAGAAAUAAGAUAAAAUGCAAAUAUUGAAAACACAAAAAACAAGAAUUGUGUGAUCAAUAUCCGUCCAAACCAAGUAAUAAUAAUCACAACAAGCUAUAUCAGCUCAAAUUUCUGUGUUUACCUUAUCCAAAAUUCACACGCGGUUUCUCUGUUUUCGAGUCCUACUGUCGUGGAAAAAUACUUUUACUACUGUUUUUGUCUUUGUAUUGAUUACAUUAAUCAUCAUGGUUCAGAGCUGGCGUCUUUCUUAUAAUUCUAUUCAAUAACCCGAUCUAAUCGGCGUAGUCUACAACAUCGGUCGUUCUGGCUAAUCUCCCACCGGGAAUAAACCAUUGUUCUUUCUUUCUGCGCAUCAUUUCUCCUGCAGGACCACUCUGCAGCUACUUCUUUUCGUAAAGCUUUAUCAUUUCAAAGAAUUGUUUUCGUCUCCGUCCUCUGACUUUCCACCCGUGCGGGUGUGUGACACUUCUGGCUGACGCCGGCAGGGUUUCCCCUGCUGUCUUACUGGAGAUCGGCCGCUGUGUGCGCGCUGAUAAGCUUCGCAGGAGCACAGCGCAGCGCAGCAGCAGCAGCGCCGGCGGCGGGAGGCGCAUCGCGGCAGGUGCGCCCUCCUCCUCCUCCACCACCGCCUCCUCCUCCUCCUCCUCCUCCUCAGCAUCCUCCUCGUGGUUCUUGUCUCCGCCCUCCCGCUGCUCGUUUCACGCUGCGAGGAUUUAAGCGGGCCCGCCGAAAUGGUGAAGGCUUUCUGAGACUGACAGAUUUCAAAACUUGACGGGUUUCGGGUUUCGCAGAGAGAUGAACUCCGAAGUGGAUUACGGAGGCUCCGGGAGCAGCGGCAACGGGAAGCUGCGCCAGUGGCUCAUCGAGCAGGUGGACUGUGGGAAGUAUCCCGGCCUGGUGUGGGAGAACGACGAGAAGACCAUCUUUAGGAUACCGUGGAAACACGCCGGGAAGCAGGACUACAACCGGGACGAGGAUGCCGCGCUUUUCAAGGCUUGGGCGCUGUUCAAGGGCAAGUUUCGGGAGGGGAUCGACAAGCCGGACCCCCCGACCUGGAAGACGCGCCUGCGCUGCGCUCUCAACAAGAGCAACGACUUUGAGGAGCUGGUGGAGAGGAGCCAGCUGGACAUCUCGGACCCUUACAAAGUGUACCGCAUCAUCCCGGAGGGCGCAAAGAAAAGGCCCAGGCAGGAGGACAGUCCUCUGAGCCCAGUCAGCUAUCAGAUGCAUCACCCCUACCCCGCCGUGCAAACGCAGAUCCCACAGUACAUGCCGAGUCCUGAAUGCAGCUGGAGGGAUUACUGCCCAGAGCAGCCAUCCCUACCCGAGCUGUCCUUCAAUCAGUGCCCCUGUCCCCCACGGAGCCUGUCAUGGCAGACCUCAGCCAUGGAGAACGGAUACCAGCUCAGAGCUUCCAUUUAUUCCUACGGCCCCGCAGACAGUCAGCCUUCGCCUUUCCCACUGGACGCCAGCAUCAGAUCAGCAGAGGCCCUCUCAGACUUCCGCCUCCAUGUGUCGAUAUACGUACGCGACACCCUGGUGAGGGAGGUGACCACCUCCAGUCCGGAGGGCUGCCACAUCACCCCGACCCCCCAGGAGAAGCCCUACAUGUCGGCGGGCGGUCCCGACGUGGUGCAGCUGCCCGUGGAUACCCUCUCGGGCCAAAGGAGGACAGACGAAUGCCCGCCGAGUCCGCCGUCCGGCCUGGAAAGCGGGGUCUUGCUGUGGAUGGGCGCCGACGGACUCUACGCCCGCAGGAUGUGUCAGAGUAGGGUGUACUGGCAGGGAGGACCUUCGCCGUAUGGAGACAAGCCCAACAAGCUGGACAAGGAUAUCAUCUGUAAACUUCUUCACACGCAGGACUACCUUUCAGAGAUCCAGAAUUACGGGCUCCACGGUCGGCCUCUAAGUCGCUUCCAGGUCCUGCUGAGUUUCGGAGACGAGUGUCUGGAUCCUCAGAGACAAAGGCGGACCCUCACAGUCCAGGUGGAACCGCUAUUCGCCAGGCAGUUCCUGUACUACGCUCAGCAGACUAGCGGCCACUACUACCGCGGCUACGAGCAUCCCGCAGUUACGGAGCAUAUAAACGCCACCGAGGACUAUCCAAGAGCCAUCACGCACGCCCACAGCGCAGGAGUGAGCCGCGAUCGGUUUGAGUGACUGUCAAAGACCUCAGAAAGCAACCAAAAGCAUUUAAGAAAGCAAAACAAGUGCUGCAAAAUCCCAGGGACAAAACAUGGACAGCAUUGUACAUAAGCUGAAUACUUAGCGGCUGUUUACCCUGUGGUCAGUUCUGUGUCUUUUACAUGUGAGUGAAUAUUAGUUCAGUCGGUGGGAUAACACCACAAAUUACUGCGCUGUUUUAUUUUUACCACACAUUAUUCGUUUUAGGGAAUUGAAACUGACAGCGGAGGUGAUUGUACUGGAGGAAAAAAAGAGAAAAGACUCGUGCCUUAAAAGAAAAGUGUAAAACGCACUUUUGCUUUGUAAUGAGAUGAAUAUGAAAUCCAUCCUUAGAUCCAGGAUGUGACUAGCACUUGGUUAGACUAGGCUCUGUUAGCUUAGCUUGUCUUAGCGCCAGACUGGACCCAAAAAGGGCUCGCCUGACUCCAUCUUAAUCCUGCAAACUCCCACCAAUGAGCCAAGUGUUCGAUACUUAAGUCAGAACCAAAAGUAUAAUAAGAUAUAUUUACAGAAGAAUUGUUUUCUUGUUGGGUCAAAUGUUUAUCCUUGCUAGUCAGUGACUGGAGCUAAUUUUAGUCCAAACUAUGCAAUUCCAUUGUAAAACUGAGUAUUAUCUUUUUUUUUUUUUUUUUUUGUAGAACCCAGCAAAAAUUAAAAUGUUAACUUUAAGCCUUAUCCAAGAUAUGGGGGCUAUUUUAAUUAUUACAAAAUAGUCAGUAUUGCUAUUUUUUGUAAGGGUAAGCUUACUGGCUUCAAUCCAUUCUCUGACAACUAAAUGCCAGCAAGGAUAAGAACCUGUGAGUUUCUUUUUUUUUAAAUUAACAAACCUCUUGUAAAUAGUAUUUUUUUUUUGGUAUAUAUAUAUACAUACAUAUAUAUAUUGCUAGUGGACACUAUUACAACUCUUUGUAUGAAAAAACUCAGGGAGCAAAAUGUAGAUAAGCUUCUAAAACUGUAUUUUGUAUCACAGAUGUUUCACAUUUGAAUGAAGAAUGGGUUAAUCUGAA